GGGCAGCUGGGAAAUUGACAAUAUGCCUAGCCCCAUGUCAGAUUUCAAAGUUAUAACUAAAUGCAAUUGUCACUGAAAGCAGCUUAUAUUGGCUACAUUGCUUGUUCUGAGUGUAAGUAGCACAAUAGCAGCUGAUGAACAAACGUGGAGGAAACUGAUGUUGUGCUACAUUGUUUCACGAGUCACAACCAGGGAAAAGAAAUAAUAACUCAUUCUGCUUUCCAGUGCAAAUACAGUUACAAAUGUAUAAAUGCUGCUUCCAUUGCGCAAUAAAAAUGUUUUGGGGUAAGAUUCCCUUUAAGCAGCUAAACUGGAGCAGAAUAAGCAGCACAAAGUAGUCCCUUAUCAACGAACCGCUAUGGUAACAUGGCACAAUGGCAAAGCUACUUGUACCCUCAGAGCGAGUGUUCAGGCAGCUGAGCUAAUUUCCCAGUCCCUUCUAUCUUCUAUCUACACACAGACACACGUGACGUUUCCUGCAUGCCUUCUGCUUCACUUCCGCCAGGUUCUUGCAGGCAAUCCCGUACUUCUGCUCGCUGUGUAAUGUCCUGGUUCUUAACACCGGAUCUUUUUUCUCGGCGGAGGCAGUUUCUAGCAAAAACACAGACAAAAAGUCUCCAAAGAAGUUGGAAAAAUGAUGAAAAGGGUCUGAUGGAAUCUGAUGAACAGGAACUCAUAAACAAAACCGACAACACAGCGUCUAAUGAAAGCAAUGCUGGAAACGUUAAUACAUGUCCUUCUGCAUCCCCCUUUUCUGAUUUGAAUGAGGUUUCACGUAAUGGCUUAACAGAUGACAGUGAGGAUGGAGUAGGGUUUAGUCACAAAACGUCCCCUGAGCCCUCUAAAGUAAGAGAGGUUUAUCUGAAUGGCAGUCCAUUUGUAGAUGAAGACAGCAAUCAACUGAUGCCUCUGGGGCUCUUUUUUGAAAAUGCAGAUCUAAUGCAGGACCUGCCACCUGCUGUGCCUUGUUGUGCUUCGAUGAGCAGAAGAGAGUUCAGAAACCUGCAUUUUAGAGCAAAGGAAGAGGAGGAAGAUGAUGAUGACUAUGCUGACGGCUUGGUUAAUGAAGGAAAUAUUUAAAUAAGGAUUCUGCAGAGCCAAGCUUGAAUGUGUGUGUCCGGGGGAAACCAGAAGUAUAAAUAUUAUACUAUAAUAAUAUUAUAGUACAUUUCAUUUCUUGUAGAGGCCCAAAGGGCACAUGUAAUUUAUGUUGACAACACGCUUUGUGACCAAAAUAAAUAUUGAUUGUUCUGUA
Messenger RNA from Xenopus laevis (African clawed frog), 1255 nucleotides. Its product is annotated as UPF0688 protein C1orf174 homolog. The coding region runs from base 481 to 1080 and encodes 199 amino acids. The record is from RefSeq and is a predicted model, not a curated record. The transcript has 4 exons. NCBI's taxonomy places the organism in Eukaryota, Metazoa, Chordata, Amphibia, Anura, Pipidae.